This is a messenger RNA of Solanum tuberosum (potato), 1293 nucleotides long. RefSeq lists its product as uncharacterized. The transcript is spliced from 2 exons. Gene Ontology annotation, molecular function: phosphatidic acid binding. The record is from RefSeq and is a predicted model, not a curated record. Lineage: Eukaryota; Viridiplantae; Streptophyta; Magnoliopsida; Solanales; Solanaceae. The coding region runs from base 250 to 1275 and encodes 341 amino acids.
UGAUUGCGGUACAUAACAUAACAUAAAUAAUCUUGACAAUGAGUUUAUUUAGCAAGCUGCCGUGUAGUGCGGAUCCUUAACAAAUAACAACCUUGUUUCCCAAUCCAACGACUUAACCGUCUUUCCCCCUUUUUAUGUUUUGUUUUAACUAACUAACUGCUCAUAUUUCUUGUGACCAUUUCCAGCUUCUUCACUUUUCUAAUCAAACAGGAAAUUAAACUUUCAGAGGGAAUUACCACAAACCUGACCAUGUCUUACUACCCGAAAGGCCACCAUCACAGUGACGAUGUCCCUGAAUUCGAUGAGUAUGAUCAGACACCCUAUGGUGGUGGAUACGAUAUCGAAUUGACAUAUGGCCGUCCAAUUCCACCAUCGGAGGAGACUUGCUAUCCUCCGAUGUCUUCCGAGUCUGAUGAUUUCGACUAUGAUCGCCCCCACUACACUUCCUCUGCCGAACCCUCUGCCUAUGGUGAUGAAGCUCUUGAUAAUGAGUACCAGAGCUAUUCCAAGCCCAAGACUCGUCCCUCCCGUUCCCGCCCAUCUAGGGAUGGGGAUGAAGAUGAGAACCCUAGUCGCAAGCCUGGGAUGAAUCGUCCUAGCGGAGGAGGUUAUGGUGGAGAAAGUGAGUAUGAUGAAUCCGGGUAUGGACGGAAGGGGAAGUAUAAUGACGAGAGCUCGGAAUACAAUGAGCCAAGUUCUGAUUACGGAUCAGGUUAUGGAAGGAAAAAUGAUGAUGAUGAGUAUGGAUCAAGGCAGAGAAGGAAAAGUGAGGACGAGGAGGAAAACACAGAAUACGGUUCUGGUUACGGACGCAGAAAGACAGACUCUGAGUAUGAAUCAGGGUAUGGAAGAAAAAGUGAGUAUGAAGAAAACUCUGGUUAUGGACGAAAAGCAGACUCUGAUGAAUAUGGAUCAGGAUAUCGAAAAAAAAGUGAGUACGAGGAGGAAAGCUCGGAAUACGGCUCUAGUGGAUAUGGGAAGAAGACAAACUAUGGAGAGGCAGAAGACAGUGGGUAUGGAGGGAAAUCAACUAGUUAUGGGCGUUCAAACUACGAGACAACAGAGGGUGAAGGGUACGGGACAUCAUUUGAGAGGCCUAGUUAUGGAAGGUCUGAGGAAGAGGACUACAGAAAACCCAGCUAUGGAAGGCGUGACGAUGAUGAUGAAGGCUAUGGUCGCAAGAAAUAUGGUGAUGAUGACUCUGAGGAGGACGAGGACGAGGAGAAGAAACAACGUCGUAGGAAUCGCCACCGUCGCCAAAACUCUGACGAUUGAACAGAGUUCUUCUACCAC